Chilo suppressalis (striped riceborer) is the source of this 8149-nucleotide messenger RNA. The record is from the annotation of a GenBank genome assembly. Lineage: Eukaryota; Metazoa; Arthropoda; Insecta; Lepidoptera; Crambidae.
GCGAACUUCACUCAAUAUUGUUUUCAUUUUGAUUAGAACGAGAGAAUGUUUUUAUUGCAGUUAACCAAUUUUGAACUAUAUGUUUCAAGAAAUAAAGAUUCAUAUUGAGACAUCUUAAAACGAGAUGUAGUCAGGUAACAUCGUUUUGCCAAUAAUACAAUGUAGCCAACAAAGCCAACCAACCAAAAUACACGAGUGAAGUAAGAAACACACUUGCGAUGGCGAUGUGAGUGUGGUUUUCUUCGUUUGUGAAUGUGAAUAUUUUUGACUUGCAUUUUAUUAGUUAAUUAAGUAAUAGAUGAAUGGUAAACCGAAUCUACGUUGAAAUACCUGAGACGGUCAGAAAGAUAUACCGCAUAAAUCAAGCAUAUAGUGGAAACGACAACGUGAGGUGAUGGAGGAGAGUACAGAAGCUCAUAUGGAGACGGAUGUAUCUUCCACUACUGAGGAUGUUUCUGAAACCCAGGAGGUGACAGGGUCUAAUGGUAACGUAGAGAUGAUUGUGAUAGUAGAGAAAGUAAGUGAAGAUGAAGAUAAUUCCUCACAGCAGAGUGAUUUGCUGCCUCCUAUUGCAUCAAGUGAGACUGAUACAUGUACAACAAUAUCACCAAUUAGUUCUCCCAAAAAAUUAUCUCAGAAGGUAUCACAGUCUCCUAACAAAGCAAUCGAGACACAAAAAACGCCUCUCAAACCACAGUUAACCCAGUCACCUUGUAAGGUUAGCCCUAUAAAAAUGUCAGAGGAAGUUUCUAUUACUCCAGAUCAAUCUGAGGCAGUGGUUGAUUCCUCCAGUAAGAUUGAGACUCCAAACACACCAGAGAAAUCACUAGUCACUAUAAAUACACCUACUAAGACUGCAAUUUCCACUCUUGAUGUGGCAGAUGUUGACCCUAAAAUAUCUCAACACAUUAAUCCUGUAAAGACACAAUCAUUGGACUCUCCUGCAGAAAAUGAAACUCAAGAGUCACCUAAAAUGAGCACAAAUAAAGAUGAACCAACUCAAAUAACAGUACAAACAACAUCAAAUGAAGAUCAGCUUUCUGAAAAGUUAACUUUAAAUGGGCAAGUUGAUGAGACUGAAAAGAAUAUAGAUGAUGUAUCAAACUCCAAACACAGUAUCUCCAAUAUUGACUCUAUUGAUAAAGAAGCUACAAAUGAAUCACUAUCAGAAACACACUCUGAAUCAUCUGAGAAAGAACAUAAUAAAAGUAUAAGUAGGGAAUUGAAAUCACUGAUCAACUCGGCUAAAGAAUCAAAAAUUAUUAGCGAAUGUACACAGCUGACAAGCAAAACUAGGAAAUCCAGAGCUCCAUUGGAUGCCUCAAACUCUAGUGUCAAUGUAUCAGUUGAAGGAAGCAAAAUAAUUGAUACGAGACGCAGCAGUGAUAACUCACAGAAGAGCACUUGCAGUGAGAAAUCAGAAAAAAAUGCAGUAAAACGUUCAAUGAGGUCUCAAAAUCCUGAGUUUGUCAAUAAGGUAAAGCAGUUUUUGAAUUCUGUCACUUCUAAGGUUCAAAAGGAGUCUGAUGAUGGGACAGAUGAAGAUUUAGAAGAGAACAAAAGUAAGGAACCUAAAUCAACUCACUUGCCUAGUUCUCCUAAAAAGAAGAAAGUAGCUGAAAAUGUUGUUCAGGAAAAUACUAGUAAGCUGCGUUCAGACCCUUAUUGCUGGAGGUGCCACUGGGCUGUGGAGCAAGCUCCUAAUGAGAAAACCCACCCUCCCAUGACCUGCACUGUAUGCCCCCGAGUCUACCAUUUUAAAUGUUUGAACGGAGUGGAGAGAAGCAAGAUCAAACCUGAAAAGAGCUGGGUUUGUCCUGAAUGUAUGGCAGUGCUUCAUGCUGAGAGUUCAGAAACUAGGUCGCCAGCUAUGAAAAAAGUAAGCCUGGGGAAGCUGUGUGAACUUCUGAACUUUGCAAUGGAGCGAAUGAUGGAUUUAAAUGGGGUUGACCCCUUCAUGCAUCCGGUGGAUCGCACUCAAUUCCCCGACUACGAUAAGUACGUGGUACAUCCGAUGGACCUAUCGCUCAUGAAGGAGCACAUUAAAUCGGGCCACUACGGCAGCACCGAAGCUUUCGUAGCGGAUGUGCAAUGGAUACUGCACAACAGCAUCAUAUUCAACACAUGUGAGCAGGGUUUUGUGCAAUCUAAAUUAACGGCAGCGGCCAGGACAUUAGUUCGCUCGUGCCGGGCCGAAAUGGGAGAGAUAGAAGCUUGCCCCGAAUGUUACGCGGCCGCGCACGCGAUGAAACCUACCUGGUUCACCGACGUAUGCACCACGCCGCAUAUACUGCUGUGGGCUAAACUGAAAGGUUUCCCCUACUGGCCCGCUAAGGGUAUGUCUGUGAACGCCUCUGGUUUAGUGGACGUGCGGUUCUUCGGCGCCCACGACCGCGCCUGGGUACCUGCCAAAGAUUGUUUCCUGUUCUCUGAGAAAGACCCAAACAACUUCCGCACUAAGAGACAAGACAUAUUGGACAGUAUGCAGGAAGCCAAACACCACACCCGCAAUAUAUCCAAGAAAUACGGCAAGUUCGUGUAUCCACCGUUCAAAACGCAAUUUGAUCCGACGAAGUUGAAAGAGCAGCUCAAGUUGAUGAUACCAUCGUUUGAAGGGGAAGUCCGUGCUCCUAUCAAGGACAAGCCUGUGACGUCAUCGCCGAGUAUCGUUAAACACAAAAGCAGAUCCAAUUCUAAAAGCUCCAAAGGCUCUCAUAAUGAAGGUGACAUUAGUGAGUGCGAGGAAGCGUCAGCUCACACAGUAGCGACAUCUCGGAAAAUGGCGGAUGGUGCAGAAAUAGCUAGAGAAGAAGAAGACUCAAGCGGGGAUCAGGAGAAGACAAUGGAGGUUGAUACCCCGACAUCAGCUGCCAAAGAGGAAACAUCUAGAAAACGUCGCCGUUCAGAAAUGGAAGAGGCUGUCAUCACCAUAAUAGACAGCAGCAGUAACCAAAAGAAACAACGCCUUGAAACAGAAGAAAAUAAAACGGAAGAAGUUAAACCGUCUAGUAGUGAAGCCCGGACUACUAAAGAAGAUCUUGCUAUAACAUCAACACCGAAAGAAAAAGAUAAUAGAACACAAAAUAAGGAUAAUGAACCGUCUAGUAGCACAAACGAAAAAGACAAAGUAAUACCAACAUUAUCUCCAAUAAAACUAGUGAUAUCAACUAAAACUAACAAACCAAUUGUAAUAACAAAAGUGAAAAGUGCCAAAAGUGAUAAAGUCCCUCCAGUUAAAUUAAGACAAAUGAAAAUAGACAAAUCUUUCUCAGCAGAAAAUGUUAAAAGCAAGGACAAAUCGCAGAGACGUAGGAGUUCUAAAAGCAACAAGUCAUUAAAUAACAGCAACUCUGGAAAUACCAGCAAAACUGGAAAACUGCCCGAGAAGAAGAGCGAAAAGAUUAUUGUCAACUCUACUACAGCUGAGAGCGUAAAAGAUAAUAAAGAAGAAGCUAACAAGUCGACGUUGGAAAAAGAUGCUCCCAAGGCAAAAGAAAGUUCGAAAACUGUUAAGGAUAGAAUUCAGUUUGAUGACGACACAAGCCUAGCAGUAAUAGCGCGAGAAUCCAAGACCAACAACAAUUUAACUGGCAUGCCAACUAUCAGUAGCGUGUGUAGUUUAUCUACUACCGCCCAGAAAACCAGCUCAACUACAACCAAAACUACAACUAACUCUAAAACAGUCGAAGUUACUAUAGAAGCAAACCCAAAUAGCAGUAUAGUCACUCCGAUAAGCGUAGACGUUCAGAAAACAAAAGAGGCGACGAAUAAGUCAAAAAGUUUGCCUAACAACAAGGAACCGCAAUCGUUGGUCGGUCGAGUGGGGGUUAGAGCUUUCGCUCGAAUGACGUCACCAGAUUCUCGCUCAAAGAAAGACAAUACUGCCACUAACGCAAACAAAGACGUGCAAAUCGAAAUAAAAGCCGAGCCCAUGGACACAGAUGACGCAGAACGGCACAUGCAGAAAAUGGACCUUAUGAACGUGUUCAGAUUGCAACCGGUGAACAAUACUACGAGUUUACGUGAAGUGCGUAUAAAUAAAGUGGUCGUACCUACAGUGAACGCUAAAAAAGUGGUGAAACCGAGUCAAGAACCAAGGCCUAGGGCGAAGAAAACUUUCCCACAGCCUAAGAAGCCUGAUGAGGGAAGAUCAGAGUUAAACAGCAAGAAUUCUAUGGUGUAUAUUCCUAUACAACCGCCUAUAACGCCGGUGCCUGUCAGGGGGUCUCGAAUGACGCCUGUGUCCGUAUCCAACGGACCGAACAUGAAUGUAGCCACCAGAACUAUGGCGACGGUCACUAAUACUACUUCAUGUAGCAACACAGUAAAUACGGCGCCGACGUCGCUAGUGUCUUCUCAGCCGUCUGUACCCGCCCCUGCGCCCCUCGCCGCGCCGCCGCCCGGCAGUUCGCCACUAUCCCUCGUGCCGUCCGUGGGACAGAUGCCCACUAACGUGCACACCGUGCCUCUUAUCACCUCCGUCAACGGCCAGUGGACGUUCAGCCUUCAGCCGGUCAUGUCCGUCGGAGGGGUAGAUGUGUUGAUUCAGGACGAUGCACCGCAGCCGCUGAUGAAUGGCCUCCCGGACCGAAGCAAUGCCCCUACGAACAUUGUACCGAUAGUGCCGAACCCUGUGGUCGCGCCUUCGAACACUGUGCUAGUUCCAUCUUCCGCGCCGAUGAUCCAGCCCAAUAUGCCCACGGCUAUGUUGCCCAGCAGUGGACCGAAUGUGGUGCCUACUACGACAGUAGCGAUGCCAGUCGUAGCCCCGACGCCAGUCGUUGCGCCAAACAGAAGUACAGACAGCUCCGCACCGGGAGAGCCGCCCAGAUUACAACAGAGGCCAGCUUUGCUGAAUCCUUUAGACGCGCAGACUCCGACGGGCGUCCUGCCAACGCCUUCAAGCGCUGGACCAAUUACUGCUAAGCUCAACCAGAAUGCAGUUAAGUUGGCUGAUUUCUUCCGCAAUUUACUAGAAGAUUCUUUGGAGAAGGUGGAUGAACCGGCGGCGGAAGUAGUGCUCCUGAAACUGAAGCUCGAGCAAAUCUCCUGGCGGCAGAGACAAGAGAUCGAGGAACUGAAACACAACCAUGAGCUAACACUCGCGGAGAUCCGUUCCUCGUUCGAGAAGGAGAAAAUUCGUCUGGUGAGUGAAGUGAGGGUGGCGGCGCAAGCGGACUUAGAAUCCGCCGUAAAAGCUGCCAAGGCUAAACAAUGGUGUGCGAACUGCAACCAGGAAGCACAGUUCUACUGCUGUUGGAACACUUCCUACUGCGACUAUCCGUGCCAGCGAGCGCAUUGGUCGCAGCACUUCAGCGUCUGCACGCAGCAACGGUUACAGGACGGUGACGGCAGCAACAUAGGCAGUCCGCCUAAAAGCCGGUUACAACCUCAGCCGGAUAAUAUACCAAAGAGUAGUACAGCGCCCGGUGCGACGCCGACACUGACGGUAGGCACCAAGACAGCGCGGGGCCCUAGCCAAGACCAAGCGUCGAAAUCUGGCUCCAUUAUCAUAAAUUUGGAGAAGGACACAAGUGGUAAUCAAAAGCUGAAAUGCAUCGGCACUUACAAACAUGGGACGCAGAACCAGACGCAAAUAUCGCCAGUCGUCCACAAUCAACAGAUAAUGAACAACGAAGACACCUCUAAAAAGGUGGUCACAUCAGGGGGCUAUCUCAUAGUGGGUACGUCAAACAAUUCAUCGACUAUUGUCACCCCACCACGAAGAACUCACACCAUUCAGUACUACACCUGAGAUCUGGCCCCAAAACAACUGAUCGCACCCAAGAAAUGAUCAGUCUGCAAAACAAGUAGGUCAAACCCACAGACUUAGAUUUAAGUAGACGACGCAUGCGCGUCAAAUUGUAUGAAAACCCAGCGUGUCAUAAUUUUUUUGAUGCAUAAGUGGUGGAAUAGCAUGGGCACCGGCAAUUCGUCGUUUUUAUGACAUAAUUAGACAAUUUAAAUAUUGCUAUUGGCAUCCGUAACGAGAAGAGCGAUAUAAAGAAAUGAAAUAGCUGAAAAGGAAGACGUUUGGUCUCCCUUUUGGUAUGUUUUAGGCACGCGAAGUACAUACACUUGCGAUUAUUAUUAGGUAUCUAUUUCGAUCUGUGUCUGUGGUAAAACACCUCAAUUGAACCUUGCUAGUUGUAUAUUGUAAAGUCAUUGGAUAUCUUGUAUAAUGGGUAAGAAUUACUAGGUAACUAAACGUAUUUUUAUCGGCUGACUUGUCGACAUAUGUUUUUUUCAUAAUAAUCCAAUCUUACUUUUGAUUUAGAAAAGUCGAAACGCUUAUGUUUAAAGCGAAUUGGCGUCCUGAUUCCAUACACAAUAAAAGGAUCUUCGCAUCUGGACUUGAAUUUACUGAACAUUUCCAGUGAAGUUCAGUUAUUUAACGAGUCCCGAAGCUGUUAAAUUUGAUAAUCAAUAAUGAUUAUAUUUAUUAUGGUUACUAAAAACUUUUUUUAGUUUGGAUUUGCCAGCUAUUCACCACUCAUUUCUAAUAUAAAUAAAAUUGAUCUAAGAAACCCUGAGCAUGUAUAGAUGGACAUAUAGUUUAGUAAUGCUGUAUAUUAAGCAACAUUGUUUUAAAAUAGUUUUGGGAUGUACCCAUCAAGUGUAUUCUCAGUGAAUGAGUAAUUUUAAGUUUAAGACGUGAAAUUUUAACUUGCUUGUGAUUAGAAUCACAAGUUCCCAGGAAAACGCAUUUUGUAUUUACGUUAUUUUUGUUAGUUUGUACUUUUAAGAUGCGAAUACCAUUAUCUCCUAUAAAAAAAUAUUUGUUUACACAAAUUGAAGAUUAUAGUAGAUUCGGUUAAGUGGAAAAGACGACAAGCUCUCAAUAUUUUUUAUCUAUCUGAUUAAAUUCAAUAUCUUUUCAAGUAAAAUUUCCAAUUAAGAUAAGAUACGCUUUGCAAGUCUAUGCAACAAAUUUCUCGAUAAGAUAAUUUAUUUAGUAUAACGUAGUUUACGUUUCUUUUAUUAAUGUUGACGUAUGUUGACAUUUCUGUAAAUAAAUGUUAUAAAAAUAAAGACAACAUGACUUGGAAUGUUAUAAAUGUUGAUUUUUAAUGUAUCAAGGAUAUUUUGGAAAAUAUAUGCAACCUAAUCGUUUUUUUUUCAAUCCUUUGUUAUUUAAUUAUGGUAAAUUGUUACUUUUACUUUAUUGUGUUUUCGCAAAAUUAAUAUGUACUUUCACGCAAUACGGAGCUACGUAAACCGGUGGAAUACUUUCCAAUAUUGUGAGUCAUACGAUUUUAAUGUUUUUAAGUAGUUAUGACCAGACAACUUCGAUUAUAACGGCUGCAUAUAGUACGCGUCAGAGUAUCAUUCGAUUAUCCUCCUACGAUAAGGUGUACUGUGAUUGGCUGUUUUUCACGCGCGCGUUUUUAACACAUACUAACAGCCAAUUACACGGAAGCUUGACAAGAACAUAAUAAACAACAUAGGCUUCUGUGUAACACUAAGAUAAUAUCAUCAGAAAUAUUAUCGCAAGUAGUGAUAAAUAAAUUUUGCUUUGCCUUACCAAUGUCAGUAUAAUAUGUAGUUUCUGCCCUAUUUUCAAGACUGCUUAAUGAUGAACAUGAAUAGAAAAACUGUUAUACAUUAUUUUAGUUUUAUUUUAAGUACAGUUGUACUAAAUUUAAUCUUGUAACUAUGUUAUUCAAUUAAGCAGGUGUUAAUGCAUAUUAUUGAGUUAAUUAUGAAAUAUUAAUCAUGGUUGUAAAUUUUCGUCUAAAAUCUAAAUUAAAUGUAAUUUUUUACUAUGAUACCAUAAGUAAAUACUUUUUACAAAAAAAAGGUUCAUUGUGAUAUUCAAACAAAUUAUUAUAAUUCAUGAUCAGUUCAAGAAUUAGGUACUAUUAAGUGACGAAAGAAAUUAUGAAUAAUGUAAUGCUUCUUGUAAAAGGGACACUUAAAACUGUUUUUUCAUGAUAGCAUUAAACAAAUACAUUUUCCAUUGCCUGCGACUAGAAACAUGUUUUAUCAAACAAAUAAUAUUUUUCAUACAAAUUGUCCACUCUUUCUUUAUGGUGUUUCUGUUAAAGAGCCGUAUCGUGUAAAUAGUCUUUUAUUAUUAAUUUUAUGAGCUUUUAGUAAAUAAGGUCGGAAAUGUUUUAGUUACAUUUCAAUAAAGAUGUCAGAAAUA